GUGGACAACUCGUCUGUGAUUGAGAUUGACUUCAUCCGCUCUGAUAUCUUUGAGGAGGUGUUGAACUACAUGUACACCGCAAAGAUCUCUGUGAAGAAGAGAGACGUCAACCUCAUGAUGUCAUCAGGACAGAUCCUCGGCAUCCGCUUCCUCGACAAACUCUGCUCUCAGGUAACACUGACAGAGGUGACACUGACACAGGUGACAUUGACACAGGUGACACUGACACAGGUGACACUGACAGGUGACACUGACACAGGUAACACUGACACAGGUGACACUCACACAGGUAACACUCACACAGGUGACACUCACACAGGUAACACUCACACAGGUGACACUGACACAGGUGACACUCACACAGGUGACACUGACACAGGUAACACUCACACAGGUGACACUGACACAGGUAACACUGACACAGGUGACACUGACACAGGUGACACUCACACAGGUGACACUCACACAGGUGACAGUGACACAG
Messenger RNA from Epinephelus moara (kelp grouper), 484 nucleotides. Its product is annotated as PPE family protein PPE34-like. The transcript has 3 exons. The record is from RefSeq and is a predicted model, not a curated record. The annotation marks the transcript as partial. Gene Ontology annotation, molecular function: protein binding. NCBI's taxonomy places the organism in Eukaryota, Metazoa, Chordata, Actinopteri, Perciformes, Serranidae.